Molecule: messenger RNA, 1786 nt
Organism: Cucurbita maxima (winter squash)
Lineage: Eukaryota; Viridiplantae; Streptophyta; Magnoliopsida; Cucurbitales; Cucurbitaceae
Product: probable E3 ubiquitin-protein ligase RHA4A
Exons: 3
Coding region: 822-1466 (214 amino acids)
Biological process (GO): protein ubiquitination
Molecular function (GO): transferase activity
Source: RefSeq, a predicted model, not a curated record
AUCAUCAAUUAUCAACUCAAAGGAUUUCAAAAGUCCGUAGUUGGAUUCUAGUUGAACUUCCAACCCUUCAUCACUUAAUUAUUCCAACUUCCAACCUCUCAUCACAGAAGAAAAGUAAGAAAAGAACAGGAACCAAAAGAGAGAAGAAAAACAUCACAUGCAGUGGCAACAGGGAAUGAAUUAACACACUGUUUGCUGAUGGGACAAAUUGAGGGACAACCUUAAUGUUAUGUAAUAAAAUUGUGUACUGGGUAACGUGUUCAAGUUGAAUUUGAACCGAACCAGAACCCAAUUUGCUGUCAAUUAUGAGGUUGUUUCCUUUUCUUCUUUUUUCCUUCCUAAAGGUGGGUAGAACCCAUUUUGACCUUCUAACCAAACUGCUUUACAUCUGAAGUUACAAUGAUUUGUAAGAAAAGAACCCAUCUUUCUCAAGCAGAAACAAGGAAGAUGGUUUGGCUUAUGGCUUAUGGCUUAUGGCUUAUGGAAGUAAGCUUUUGGAAGAUUCAAACAUGGGGGCCUCAGUGCUUGGUGAAAACAGAGCCCUCUGCUCUGCUACUAACUCAGUGGAGGGUUGUGGCCAUGUCCCAUCAUCAAAAAGAACCCUCCAAAUGGCCUUAAUUUGCUUAUAUUUUCUUGACAAAGUGACAUUAUUUUAACAAAUCCCCUCUCCUUUUCUGACCUUAAAUUCAAACAAGCUUCUCCAUUCUCUCUCUUUCUCUGUAUAGGCAAAGACAGAAGCUCUCUUUCUUUCUUUCUUUCUUUCUUUCUGAUUUGGCUCGAGUUUUUGGGUUUGAUCUUUAUAAGUUUAUUGCUUUGCUCUGAUGGGUCAGCCUCAAACUCCAGCCCCUCCUCAUCUUUAUCCUCAAGCACUUCAACUUAAGCUUUAUCAGGCCUUCAUAUUCUCCAUUCCCAUCCUCUUCUCCAUUAUUCUCUUCCUUCUUUUCUACUUGUUUUAUCUCAAGAGAAGGGCUUCCUCUCUCUCUUCUUCUUCUUCUUCUUCUUCUUCUUUUCCCCCAAUACUUCCAACUACUUCCAAUACACUCACUCUCUACGUUACCACUGCUUGUCAAGUGGACUUGAAGGCUGAUAAUCCCGUAGACAAACUUCCUAAGAUCCUAUUCAAUGAAGAGCUAAGGACCAGAGAUUCUCUGUGUUGCGUCUGCCUAGGAGAAUUCGAGAUAAAAGAGGAAUUGUUGCAAGUCCCAUCAUGUAAACAUGUGUUUCAUAUUGACUGCAUGAAUCACUGGCUCACCUCCAACUCAACUUGUCCUCUCUGUAGAUGCUCAGUCAUCCCAACAACCAGGUGUUUUGAUCUGCCGGUUGUGGUGUCUCCCCCACCCCCGCCAUCGGCUGGCUCAUCGGAGCCUCCCCCGACUUCCGACCAGACUGCAGAGAUGAGAUCAUAUUCACUCCUACAUCCGCAGCUGCAACAACAACAGGAAGGAUCAAGUCAGAGUAUAUGCUAAAGGUAUUGAUCCAACACUGCUGGUUGAAAUGGACUAAUAACUCAAAAGAGUGACUCCCAUGGAGGGAGAACCAGUUGUCCUCCAUAUUCAUACACAAACAUAUAUAUAUAUUAACAAGCUUUUUGCAACCUCCCACUGUAAUUGAUAGCAGCUAGCCAGGCAUUGUGAUCUUCAGACAGCCAAAACAGUCCUGUUAGAGAUCAGAAUGUAAAGAGCUAUUACUUGAACAUUGCCAACUAGAACACUUCCUGUCUCCCCUCUUCAUUGCAUUAACCACUGAAUAUGAAAAGUAAGGAAAUAAAGGAUUCUAUUGUUGAGUU